Messenger RNA from Paramecium pentaurelia, 2150 nucleotides. Lineage: Eukaryota; Ciliophora; Oligohymenophorea; Peniculida; Parameciidae. The record is from the annotation of a GenBank genome assembly.
AUGAAUAAUUAGUCUUCAAAAUCUGUGAGAUUCAAUGAAGGCCACAAAAUUUUAUAGCCUGUAAAUACUAAUACUACUAGUAUAGGGUCAAGCAAUUUAUCUAAAGUGACAUCAGCUAUUCAGGAGUUGAGAACAUCUUUUAAUAAUUAAGCAUAAAAACUUACAUCCUCAAGAGUGUCAGAUUAAUUGAAUGAAUCAGUAGCCACAGUGGCAAGAAGUCCAGGACAUUCAUGUACUCCAAGUAUAUGCUAACCAUGUUAACCUAUGUACCAACCGAUGCAUUAAUCUGCCUGUUAACCAUAAUUUGGUUGUUAAUAAUAACAGAUGUGUGCCCCUUAGGCUUAUGUAGUUUAAGGAGGUAAUGAUCAAAGACACUUAGAAAAUAAAAUAAAGAAGUUGAAAAAAAAGAAUAAAAAAUUGAAAGAUAGUAAAGAAGAAAUAAUAGUUUCUACAAUUGCUGAGACUCCAAAAAGAUAAAGACCAUUAUAACAUGGUUAAGAUCCAGAAAUAGAUACAAUAAAAAGAGAAAUUUAAGAAAUGGAAAGAAUCAUAAGAUAGAUGGAAUAAUAGCCAAAAUAAUAAAAUAACUCAGAGAUAGAAGUAUAUUUAGAGGACAAUAAAAAGUGUUUGAAGAAAAUGUGUAAAAAGAUUAAAUCUCUUGAAAAGGAACUUUAUGAAGUAGGUCGAUAAAGAGAUGAAGCUUUAAUUAUUAAACAACAAUUGGAAAGAGAAAAUCAAGAAAUGUUUGAUAGAAUAGGGGAAUUAGAAUCUUUGCUCAAGGUUGCUGAUAAAAAGUAAUUUUUAAUAUUAAUUUUAGAGUAUUUGACUUAACAGUAUAAUUAGAAAGAUAAAAUGGUUAUGUUAAAUAAUUAGAAGAUGAAGUAGAGAGGUUGAGAAAGAAGAAGAAGAAGAAACAAAUUGAAAUUUAAGAAAGAAUUGUGGAAAAAAUAGUUGAGAAACCAGUAGAAGUAAUAAAAACAGUAUAUGUUAAUCAACCUCAUCAAGUAUAAGAGAUGAAACAAACUGAAAUCAUUAAAGAAGUUAUUAAAGAAGUACCAUCAGAACCUAAAAUUGUUGAAAAGAUAGUUGAAAUACCAAAAAUUGAAUAUGUUUAUCAACAAGUUCCUCAAUAUAUUGAAAUUCCAAAAGUUCAAACUGUUGAGGUCCCUGUAGUUUAAAGAAUUGAAGUUCCUUAUGAAGUUCCUUAUUACAGAGAUGUUCCUUAUGAAGUGAUCAGAGAAGUUCCUUAUGAAGUUAUUAGAGAAGUGAUUAAAGAAGUGCCAUAUGAAGUGAUUAAAGAAGUCAUCAAAGAAGUGCCCUAUGAAGUCAUAAAGGAAGUUCCUGUUUAUAUUGAAGUGCCUGUAGAUAGAAUAGUAGAGAAGAGAGUUGAAGUGCCUGUUGAUAGAAUAGUUGAAGUUCCUGUUGACAGGGUCGUUGAAGUGCCUGUCCCUUAUGAAGUUCCUUAUCCUUAUGAAAGAGUGGUAGAAGUACCUUAUGAACGAAUUGUGGAAGUUCCUAGAGAUAGAUAUAUGGAUAGAUAUGUGGAUAGAUAUAUUGAUAGACCAGUAGAUAGGUAUGUAGAAGUGCCUGUAGAAAAGAGAGUGGAAGUACCAUAUGAAAGAAUUGUUGAGGUUCCAUACGAAAGAAUUGUGGAGGUUCCAUAUGAAAAAAUUGUUGAAGUACAAGUUGAGAAGAUAGUUGAAGUGCCUGUUGAAAAAAUAGUAGAAGUUCCUGUAGAUAGAUUUGUUGAUAGAUAUGUGAGAGAUGAUGCUGAAAUAGAAAUGCUGAAUAUUGAAAAUAAAGAAUUGUAAAGAAUAAUUGGUAUUUGGGAAGAUAGAGCAAAUAAAUUAGAGAAUGAAAUUAUUAAAGAAAGAAGAAUUUCUGAUAAACUACAACUUGAUAUUGAUGAAUUAGAAUAUAUGGUAGAAGAUGGUAGAUCUUUCAAUUAUAAUUAAUAAGAACAAUUUCGAAAAUACUUAAAGGAAUUAAAAUAAAAAUAUGAAAGCAAAAUUAUAGAAGCUAGAAAAGGAGUGGUCAUUAGACAUCAAGUUAUUCCUUCAGAAGUGUAAUAAACAAUUAUCUAAUAGCCUAUAUCAACUGGUAUUUCUUAAAAUUUACCUCAAUUUGGUCGUUAAAUGCCUUAAUAAUGA